AUGAAUAAAAGGGUACAAACGACUAAUGCAAACUUAUCUCAGUAACUGGAGGAUCUUGCACAACUGAUUGAACCAAAUGUAUCCCAUAUGCUGCCUGCUCAAGCUAUGUUGAAGCUGGUUGUUUCUAUGGAACUGAUGGAGAAUGUAUUUUCGCAUUACCAGUUGGAGCUACUACAGGAACUAAGGCCUGCAGAUAAAAGCAAUGUGAAGAUAUCACUGGAGGAACAUCAAAUGCUAAUUGUAUGGGUGUUAUCACAGGAAAGGCUUGUGUUUCCAAUGGAACAAGUUGCAUUGCCAAGGCUGCCUGCUCAACCUAUAAGACCAUCACAUCUUGCAACGGAGGUGGUUUGGAAAACAGCAAAUCAACUGUUUGUGCUUUCACUCCCACUGGAACUGAUAAGGUUAAUGGAACAUGCAAGACCUUCACAGCUUGUGCCGAUGCUACCAAAGAUAAAUUGGCUUGCACAACCAACCCAACAUGCAAAUGGACUGAAAACUCAACAGGAACAAAUUGUGCUAAUCACGCUUGUGAUACCUUUGCCACCGGAACUGAUUGUCAACCAAUUCCAAGUUUCGAUGGAACCUCAUCCACCGUUUGUGUUCUUUAAAGCGGAAAAUGCGCUGCUGCUGAUCCAGGAACCAUGACUGAUUCCAAGAUUUGCUACACUAAAUCAGCUUACACUUAUAGUUGGAACGCCGCUACUAAUAAAUGUGAAAGUUGCAUUUCAGGAUCUGUCAAUCCAAACAAUUCAAAUGGAACUAACAAUAACACAGAUAAUGGAACAACUACCACCGACAGUGCUUACAUCUUGUCAGUUAUUUCACUCGGUCUUUUGGGAUUAAUGGCAUGA
This is a messenger RNA of Paramecium octaurelia, 851 nucleotides long. Lineage: Eukaryota; Ciliophora; Oligohymenophorea; Peniculida; Parameciidae. The record is from the annotation of a GenBank genome assembly.